Molecule: messenger RNA, 1684 nt
Organism: Haliotis rufescens (red abalone)
Lineage: Eukaryota; Metazoa; Mollusca; Gastropoda; Lepetellida; Haliotidae
Exons: 6
Coding region: 1-1671 (556 amino acids)
Source: RefSeq, a predicted model, not a curated record
AUGCAUGGCAUGCGCUGUAAACCAUCGUUUGGCCGCCCACGCGACAUUGCUACGAUAAAGGAUUUUGACGUGACUCCAGCUGGAAUAACGUCCAGUGGAAUCUAUGUAGACGUCCUAUACGCCAGUAAUGCCGGAGGCGCCGUUGCCAGCAACAUAAUCUAUGCCAUUAACGCCUGUACAGGCGACGUUAUUGGGGGUAUCACCAUCACAGGUGCAACGAAUGGUGCCUGGGAUGAUCUGGCUGUCCAAGCCUGUCCUCAUCCAAUGAGUGGAACCUGUAUUUUCGUCCAUGAUGUUAUCACUCAGACUGUGUAUAUCGUUCAAGAAGAAUCCAAUCCAGCUUCUUUCAUCAGCAAACCAGCUGAUAAAACAAUUGUGUACACCUACAAGGCCGGAGACCCAGGAACUACUGAAAGCAGAAGCAUCUUCGUUGAUUGUCAGUGCGACAUCUACUUCUUUAGCAGGAAUAAAUUGGGAAAUGCUGUGAGACUUUACCGCAUUGUUGAAAAUGAUGACGGUACAUACACAGCAAAGCCACAACUACAGCUUGAUAUCCCGACCGCAGGCACAGGUCCUAAGGGUGCUAGUCUGUCCCGGGACUGUUGCGAGCUGCUUGUGAAGAUGGAGGAUAAGAUUUACUAUUACCCCUGGGUCAACAACGAGCUCCAGAAGAACCAUGCACUCCUUCUGCCUUCUAUAACGUCACCUGUUAGUGACUCCAUUGCUUGGGCGUUAGACGGGAGUGGAUUCUACACAGCCUUAGAAUCUGCACCUUCGACUCUUGCUUUCAGUCCAAGAAAUGAACAUGUUCCAGACUCCAAGUUCAGCCUUGGGAAAGUUAUUGGUGGAGUUGCCAAAGCUGGCUUUUCUGAAAUAUCUGGUAUUGCAGCAAGCAGAGACAACCCUGGCUUCCUGUAUAUCAUCUCGGACACGUCAUGCACGGAUAUUCUAGUUGUGCAGAAGUGGCAGGGUCAAGUCGUCUCCACCUAUGAUGGUAGUAGAAGGCAUGUGGUCAACGUAGACUGGGAAGAUGUUGCUGUUGGACCCGGUGUGCGCAUGCCCGGCGACAAGGGCAUGCCUGGAAACGCGAUCUUCAUUAAUGAUGGUGGUGCAGACAAUGGCGGUCCUGCUAAUAACAUCUACGUCUUUCCCGAGGUGGAACAUCCGUUUGUAAACAGAACCGCUACUUCGGUAAAGAGGCUGCCGUACAGGUAUCUUGGAAAAAAGUUUGUGUCACAUGCUGUGAUGGUAGCCUGUGAUGGCACAAUCUACGUGUUCGACUAUGUACAGAACUUUGGUGAUCCCGUCAAUGUCUACCGACUGAUAAGUACGGGUCGAUACAGGUACGCCGCCGUAGUGGUUGCUACCUUCCCAAGUCCGUCUCUGGUAGCUGGUCCAGAGGCUGCCGACAUCUCGGCAUGUUGUGACGAGAUUCUCGUGAAGUUCCGUGAUGAUGUUUACCUUUACACUAUGAAAAACAACGACGUUUCUGCUGCCUUUCUGAACGACCCGUGCCCUUUGCCCUACAUCCCAGAGGACGAUGGAGCUUCUGUUGCCUUCACGGUCGACUGCAAGGCAUACCUUACAAUCGAAGACCAGGACUCCUCCCCCGCUCCCUUGAAGGAGUACGCAAGGCUACAAUGCUGCAGGAGGAGAGAAUACUACUAUUAAUUAUUCAAUAAAG